This is a messenger RNA of Uranotaenia lowii, 3706 nucleotides long. RefSeq names its product transient receptor potential channel pyrexia (gene wtrw). Gene Ontology annotation, molecular function: protein binding; monoatomic ion channel activity. The coding region runs from base 389 to 3331 and encodes 980 amino acids. Gene Ontology annotation, cellular component: membrane. The record is from RefSeq and is a predicted model, not a curated record. Gene Ontology annotation, biological process: monoatomic ion transport; transmembrane transport. NCBI's taxonomy places the organism in Eukaryota, Metazoa, Arthropoda, Insecta, Diptera, Culicidae. The transcript has 2 exons.
GUAUAGGUAUCGAAAUCAUCGCGUUUCAAAUUUUUUUUAACGGAUUAUGCUGAGAUCAUCGUUACCCGAAAAUAAUCAUCUAGUGUUCGAUGAGCAGCCUACAAAAAGCAAGACAAAAACACAUCUACAUACGCAUGCGAGUAAAACACCCGGAGACAAGUUUAGAAGUGGAGUGACUGUCCGAAACUUGGCUGAAUCAAACGCGAAUAAUGUUAAACCGCCUAACCGGUUUUUAUUUCAUCGAUCAUAUGAACAACAACAAAUUCAAUGCGGUGUAGAGAAAAUCUGCAAAUAUAAAAACUCAAACCUUUAGAAAAAUGGAAGUGACAGCCGAGGUGUAAUUUUGAAUAAAAAUACGGAACAAAAAGUUACCUUAUCCACUAUCGAAAUGGACAAUUUCGCAUUUGAAAAGGAGGGCAUCAAGCCCUUACCACGCAGAGUAACGCGGGUGGUCAGCAUGGCAGACAAUGGCAGGUCAAACCAGACGAUAUCUCCCUUGAAGCUGUCGUCAAGAUUCAAAACACUGUCCAAUGGUAUGGGAAACGUGCGUUGGCGAAAUGAUCCCGAAACAUUGGGACCUCAGCCUGGUGCAGACUUCGAGUACAUGCAAGUUGGACCCUCGCCGCCUGCAGAAAGUGUACCCAACUUGUAUGACAGCUAUGAAGAAACAUCGACGGAUGCAACAACGUUCAUAUGUAACGACAUAAUUCGGGUUUCCCUCAUGGAACAACUCCGAAAUGCUGGUGGAAGAACAGUGUUGCUUGAAAACAUUGAAAGCAAGCUUACUACUGCCGAAAAUUUACGAGACGUUUACGACGGUGCUACUAAUAUCGAAAAAAAUAUUAGUUUUCUUUGGACUGCAUUUUUGAAACGUUCAGAUUUGCUGGAAAAACUGAUAGAUGAUGGAGCAGAAUUGAUGUACUUUGACAACAGUGGGUUCACGGCUUUGCAUUUAGCUGCAUACAGUGGAUGUGCAGAGUGUACCAACUUGCUUAUUCAAAAAGGAGUUGAAGUCAACGUUCAACCAAAAUGCUUCACCCCAUUACAUUGUGCUGCAUUCGGAAAUGCGAAAGAAACUGCUAAAAUUCUUAUCAACAAUGGUGCAAAUUUGAACACGCUAACGAAGAAACUGAACUAUGAAGAGUCACUACUGCAUUGUGCCGUUAGAUCGAACGCUUUAGAUUGUGUGAAACUGUUCAUUGCAGAGGGGAUGGAUGUUAAUCUACUGGACAACAACGGAAGUAACUCGAUUCACUUAGCAUCAGACCUAGGACAUGCUCAGUGUUUACAAGCAUUAUUGGAAUGUCCUACAGCGGAUCCCAAUUUGAGAAUACAACAGAAAGAUAAGGAAACGACAGCAUUACAUCUAGCAGCAGAUGAGGGAAAUGUCGAAUGUAUUACAUUACUGCUCGCAAAGGGUGCAGAUGCUAGAAUUAAGAACCAUCGUGGGUUCAGCGCACUUCAUCUAGCUGCUCGUGGUGCUAGCUUAGAAUGCGUUGAAGCUCUUCUCAGAAUUGGCAAUGCCGAUCCAAAUGCUGAAGAUGGAGAUCACCGUACGGCCUUACAUACGGCUGUCGGGAAGGCCGAUACAGCAUUCGACAUUUUGGAGCUUUUAAUUCUGUGGGGGGCCAAUGUGAAUCAUAAAGAUGUUUACGGGUUCACUGCUCUGCAUCUCGCUGCUCUUGAUGGACUAGCCCAAUGUGUAGAAAUGUUACUCUUUCAUGGAGCUGAUGUUACUACUAAAACAAAAAAGGGCACUUCGGCAUUAAAUAUUAUAAUGCGAAAAACCCCAGCAUCUCUAGCCAUGAUAAGUCAUAAAUUAGACGCAGCUAUAUCGCUGACACAUUCCCAGGAGCAUUCCAAUCGCGAGGUUGAAUUAGAACUAGAUUUUCGAAGUAUAUUACAGCAUUGUCAUCCAAGGGAGAUAAGCUAUCUGAAUACAUUUGUCGACGAGGGCCAAAAAGAAAUUUUACAACAUCCUUUGUGCUCCGCUUUCCUCUACAUAAAAUGGGGAAAAAUCAGAAAGUAUUACAUUGCGAGAUUACUGUUUUGUUUCACAUUCGUACUCUUUUUAACACUCUAUGUACUAACUGCUCUCGCCCACAAUUGUUACAAUGGCAGCAAGGAUAUGAAAGAAACUAUCCAAGAACAAGAGCUAUGCCAAAAGCAAUCGAUACUGGGUGACAUGCUGAGAAACAACCCAUUUGUUAUGGAAAUGCAAUGGAUGGUUCUGGUUGCCAUUACUGUGGUGGAAAUUUGUCGGAAAAUUUACGGUAUCACUGGAUAUACGUCAUUUCGUCACUAUGUGACUCAAGCUGAGAACGCAAUUGAAUGGUUCAUUAUAAUAAGCGUUUUUGUCAUUUCCUACAUCUAUACAAAGCGAACUUACACCUGGCAAAACCAUAUAGGAGCUUUUGCGGUGCUGCUUGGCUGGACAAAUUUAAUGCUGAUGAUCGGUCAACUGCCGGUUUUUGGUGCAUACGUAGCUAUGUAUCGAAAGGUUCAAGUAGAAUUUGCCAAACUAUUCAUGGCUUAUUCAUGCAUGCUGAUUGGAUUCACCAUCAGUUUUUGUGUCAUUUUCCCCUCCUCUUCAUCGUUUGCAAACCCAUUCAUGGGUUUUAUAACGGUUUUAGUCAUGAUGACCGGCGAACAAGAUUUAGAUCUGCUAAUUAAUGAUCCAGAUGGAAAAGAUCCUCCAUUUUUAUUAGAAAUAAGUGCACAAAUAACAUUUGUAUUGUUUCUGCUAUUUGUCACAGUUAUAUUAAUGAAUUUAUUAAUCGGUAUCGCAGUACACGAUAUUCAAGGGCUGAAAAAAACCGCAGGCUUAUCGAAGCUUGUUCGACAAACUAAGCUUAUUUCGUACAUUGAAUCCGCUCUCUUCAAUGGCUGGCUGCCGAACUGGCUUAGAAGUUUGCUGCAUUAUACUGCUUUGGUUUCUCCCCAGGCAUAUAGGGUUGUACUGAGCGUUAAACCAUUAAAUCCAGGUGAAAAGCGUCUGCCCAGAGACAUAAUGAUGGCAGCAUACGAAGUAGCGAAGCAGAAAAAACAUGUCAGUCACACUGUAUCCAACCGGAACUCUACCGUAACAUUUUUGAAUUACAAAAAUAAAUUCGAUAGUAUUGGUGUAUUUGCGGUUGAUCGAUCGCGUGAUUCGGAUAAUGGAUUUGAAAAUGCUAGCAUUUGUACUUUGGCUGCCAAAAUCGAUGAAAAUGCCGAAAAGAUGGAUUCACUAAAAAAUGAAAUUCACGAACUCAAAGCAAUGCUUUUGGAAAAUCAAAGAGUUCUUGAAAAACUUUGUAGUUCAUUGCAGGAACGCAAGUCUUGUAAUUGAUAACAGUACGAGUCAUAACCGCGAUCAAUGGAUAAUAUUGUUUUGGAAUAAGCCCGUUGCAACAAGAAUCACACCUGAACAAAGUAUUAUAAUUAGAUUUUUUACUAAAACUGAUUGAUCUACACAUAAGGAUUGUGUAUGUGCGUUUGAUAUAGCGAAGGUUUGAAUGGAAAAGAAGUUAACUUAUUGCAGAAUAGCACAGAUAAAAAUAGACGAACAGGUAUUAUCGAAAAGCUAAGUACAGUUUGAAAUGUUAAUAGUGAGGGCUAAGAAUUAAGAUAUUAACGCAGCGUGUUUUAUGCAUUUUUAGCUUGUAGGUAUUUUGUUUACAAAACAAGGAAACGAAAAAAAGGCAAUAAAGUCAAAUACACAAUA